Triticum dicoccoides is the source of this 1486-nucleotide messenger RNA. Its product is annotated as probable isoaspartyl peptidase/L-asparaginase 3. The transcript has 7 exons. Gene Ontology annotation, molecular function: N4-(beta-N-acetylglucosaminyl)-L-asparaginase activity. Gene Ontology annotation, cellular component: cytoplasm. Gene Ontology annotation, biological process: protein deglycosylation. The record is from RefSeq and is a predicted model, not a curated record. NCBI's taxonomy places the organism in Eukaryota, Viridiplantae, Streptophyta, Magnoliopsida, Poales, Poaceae. Bases 113 to 1243 code for a protein of 376 amino acids.
CCGUUGCCAGUUCACCUCCAGCAUAACGGGGUAGGUUCUUCUCUCCCACCUCUCAGUGAUCACCAGUAGUACUGCCAUUCCCCAAUCCGCCUCAACCGCCUCCCCAGCUUCCAUGGCUCGGAGCAACCCGGGGCUUCUCCUGGGGCUCCUGCUGCUGCGGCUCAAUUGGUGCUUGGCCGUGGAUGGCGGAGGCGCGGAGGAAGGGGGCGGCGUGUUUCCGGUGGUGGUGAGCACCUGGCCGUUCCGGGAGGCGGUCAGGGCGGCGUGGGACGUGGUGAAAACCGGCGGCGCAGGGGGGUCGGCUGUGGAUGCCGUCGUCGCUGGCUGCUCCGCCUGCGAGGAGCUCCGCUGCGAUGGCACAGUUGGUCCAGGUGGAAGUCCAGAUGAGAAGGGUGAAACUACCUUAGAUGCUCUUAUCAUGAAUGGGAAAACAAUGGAAAUUGGAGCUGUGGCUGCCAUGAGAUAUGUGAAGGAUGCAAUUAUGGCAGCAAAGUUGGUCAUGGAGCACACUGGGCAUACUCUUCUUGUUGGAGAGAAGGCAACAUCCUUUGCAAUUUCAAUGGGUCUUGCAGGACCAACUAACCUGAGUUCACCAGAGUCAAUUGAGAAAUGGUCAAAUUGGAGACAGAAUAAUUGCCAACCUAACUUUUGGAAAAAUGUUGCUCCUGCUGGCAACUGUGGUCCAUACCAUCCUAUAAAUAUACCUAAGGACCCUGUUAAAAGUGCUGUAUGGGAGAAUCAAGGAAUCACCUGUCAGGAAUGGCUCCAAAAUGAUAAUUUACUAGAACCGACAAGCUCCCAUUUCAACUCUGUUAAUCGUCACAACCAUGACACAAUCUCUAUGGCCGUCAUUGACAAGAUGGGUCAUGUAGCAGUUGGCACAUCAACUAAUGGUGCCACGUUCAAAAUUCCAGGAAGGGUAGGUGAUGGACCAAUACCAGGAUCUUCUGCAUAUGGUGAUGAUGAAGUUGGGGCUUGUGGAGCUACUGGUGACGGUGAUAUUAUGAUGCGCUUCCUUCCAUGUUAUCAAGUGGUGGAGAGCAUGCGACUUGGAAUGGAGCCUCGAGAUGCUGCCGUGGAUGCGAUAUCCAGAAUUGCUCGUAAGUACCCAGAUUUUGUUGGUGCUGUAUUUGCGCUUAACAAGAAAGGAGUGCAUGCUGGGGCGUGCCAUGGAUGGACCUUUCAGUAUUCUGUCAGGAAUUCCAGCAUGCAGGAUGUGGAGGUCAUCACAGUAACACCUUAACAUAGGCAGAUCAUUAUUAAAACAAAAGGCUGAUUCGCCAAUAAGGUGUAUUCCUUUAUGUCAAGUUCUCUGCAUUCACUCCCAUGGUAAUGCAACAAUAUCAUGUGGGGCUUGUUCUCGAGUCUUAUAUUGGACUGCAGUUUUCUAUUGAAACUGCCAUGUUAUAUAAUGGUAGUAGAUUCAUUGAAUGCAUUGUAGACUUCUCGAGAAAAGGCUGGAAUUGCACACAGUCAACUUUUGUCU